Messenger RNA from Passer domesticus (house sparrow), 4221 nucleotides. RefSeq names its product TNF receptor associated factor 1 (gene TRAF1). Lineage: Eukaryota; Metazoa; Chordata; Aves; Passeriformes; Passeridae. The transcript is spliced from 11 exons. Gene Ontology annotation, biological process: tumor necrosis factor-mediated signaling pathway; regulation of apoptotic process; protein K63-linked ubiquitination. The coding region runs from base 739 to 2424 and encodes 561 amino acids. Gene Ontology annotation, cellular component: cytoplasmic side of plasma membrane. Gene Ontology annotation, molecular function: tumor necrosis factor receptor binding; zinc ion binding. The record is from RefSeq and is a predicted model, not a curated record.
GAGGGAAGGAUAGAGAGGAGCGGCAGGGAUGGAGAGAGGAGCGGGCCCCGCUGCAGAGAACCCCCCGCACACACGGGCCCGGUGCCCGAGCCGCGCCCCGGGAGCGCCGGGAGGACACCGGGGGCCGCCCGGGGGGGCUGCCCGGGGCUCCUGGCCGCUCCUCUCCGCCCCGAGCCGGGGUGGGCUGCGGGACCCCCGGGCCGGAGCGCCCCGUGCCGCUCGGACACCUCCGGUUCCGCGGUUCGUGUGAGCGGCGCCGAUGCCGGGCUCCGGCAGCCCCGGCGGGCACGGCGGAGCUCCUGCCCCGCUCCUGCAGAGGGAACCGGCCCAGCCAGGCCCUGGGGAACGCGGAGUGCCCCCGGACAGAGCCUCCAGGCAGGGAUGUGUGUGCCCUGCCCACCGGCCUGCCCGCGGCAGCCUGGCUUCGUUUAUUUUCGGAUUUCUCAGUUUUCGGAUUUCUCAGUUUUCAGAUUUCUCAGUGAGAUUUCUCAGCCUCCGUUACCAGUCUGUUGGUAAUACUGACACAGGUUAUGGUGUGUCAGUACUGUUAUGGGGGAAAAAAAAAAAAAGCUUAAUGGAGGGGUUAUUAUAAUCAAACUGCACCAUUUCCCUGGGUGAAAACCUUCCUUGGACUUUCCAAGAGACGCCAGAAUCAGUUUUGGCUGCGUUUCCAAAACUAUCCCACUGCCCAGCAAACCAAAGCAAGCUGAAUGUGCACCUUGAGUGACACCUUGGCUCAUGUGGCUGCAGAGCUCGCUGCAGAUGGCUGAGAGCAGCGCCAGGAGCCUGCAGGACCCCCCUGGCUCUGCCCCUGACGAGAACGAGUUCCCCUUUGGGUACCCCCCCAGCAUCUGCGAGGACGCGCCCGGGCAGAAGUUCCUGUGCAGCAGCUGCCACAACAUCCUGAGGAAAGCCCUGCAGACGCUGUGUGGGCACAGGUACUGCUCUGCCUGCCUCUCCUGGAUCGUCAGAAACAAUAAAAAUGCAAUUUGCCAGAAAUGUAAAGAGGAAGAUCCCAACACUUUAGGUGAGGAAAGCCUCUUGGCAGAAGAAAGGGCUUUUGGUGAUGCUGCCAUUAAUAAAGAGAUUUCUGAGCUCAGAGUGCACUGUGUGACCCUCGGGUGCAGCUGGUCUGGUAUCAUGAAAGAUUUUGAAGAGCAUCAGAGUCUGUGUGAAUAUGCUUUGAUCCCUUGUCACACUGGCUGUGGGCACGUGGUGAUGAGGAGGAAGCUGGCAGAUCACUUGGAAAAUGGAUGUGUCAAUAACGUGACAGUGUGUCAGCAGUGCCAGUGCAGCCUGGCCAGCUCUGAGUGCCAGGAGCAUUCAUGUGAAGGCAGUUUAGGCAAGGAGAAAAAACCUGUGCAGACAGAAACAGCAUCAAAGGAAAAGCAGAGCCACUCUACAUCCUCAUCCAGCAAGGAAGGCUGUUGUUUUUCUGAAGUUGGCUGUGCAUUUAGGGGAAGCAAAGAGAAGAUCCAGGAGCACGAAAAAUCAGCAGUGGGGGCCCACAUGCUGCUGCUGCUGCAGCACAUGAGGCAGCUGCAGGGAACCCUGUGCUCCAAGGGCUUCACCCCACGGCCAGAGCUGAGCUUGAGGAGUGCAGGAAAAGGCACCAGUGAGCUGCAGAUGCCAGCAGGGCUGGGGUUCAGCAGGGACCCAGAGGUGGACUGUUUCCCUGCAUCUUCUGUCCCCGAGGAUGAGUCUGUGCUGCAGCAGCUCGUGAGGGAGAAGGUGAUUUCCGAGCUGGAAAAUAAGCUGCACGUGUUUGAGAACAUUGUGGCAGUGCUCAAUAAGGAGGUGGAGAGCUCUAAUUUGGAAAUCCUGGCCUUCAGGAGGCAGAGUGAACUGGACCAGAACAUGAUACGGAGCCUUGAACUGAAGAUUGCAGAGUUGCACCGGUGCCUGACGCAGAAGGACGCGGGCCUGAGCAGCCUGCACAAGAGCCUGCUGUUCUCUGAGCAAGCCUCCUACGAUGGCAUCUUCCUCUGGAAAAUCACAGAGGUUGGCAGGAAGCUCCAGGACUCUGUGACUGGCAGGACAGUCAGUUUGUACUCCCCAGCUUUCUACACUGCAAAAUAUGGCUACAAGGUGUGUCUGAGGGUGUACCUGAACGGGGAUGGGACAGGGAAAGGAACCCACAUGUCCCUGUUCUUCGUCGUCAUGAAAGGAGACUACGACGCUUUGCUCCCCUGGCCUUUCAGGCACAAGGUGACAUUUAUGUUGCUUGACCAAAAUAACAGGGAACACAUAAUUGAUGCCUUUCGCCCAGACCUGACUUCUGCUUCCUUCCAGAGGCCAGUGAAUGACAUGAAUGUGGCCAGUGGCUGCCCCCUGUUCCUGCCCCUGGCCAAGCUGCAGUCCCCCAAACACGCCUACGUGAGGGAGGACACGCUUUUCCUGAAAUGCAUCAUAGAAACAAAUUAGCACAUGUCCUGAAGUGUGGCUGGCUGGAGAGCUCACCCCUGGAUAUCAACAGAUUGUGAGGGAAAAAACCGCUCAAUUUGAGACCUUGUGGUAGUUUGUGUGUACACAAAAUCCCCAGAGCCUGCACCCCAUGACCCACUGGAGCUGCCCCAGAGCAGAGCUGCUGGAAGGGGAUUAUCCACCAAAGGAUCUCAUGGGUGUCACUCAUGGGCUGGGUGUCACUCAUGGGUUAAGUGUCACUAACAUGAUUUAGGAGUCACUUACAUGGAUUAGGGUCACUCAUGGAUUAGGUGUCACUCACAUGGGUUAGGGGUCACUCACAUGGAUUAGGGUCACUCACAUGGGUCAGGUUUCACUCAUGUGUUAAGUGUCACUCAUGGGUUAAGUGUCACUAACAUGGGUUAGGAGUCACUCAUGGAUUAGGAGUCACUCAUGGAUUAGGUAUCACUCAUGGGUUAGGUGUCACUAACAUUGUUUAGGUGUCACUCAUGGGUUAGGAGUCACUCACAUGGAUUAGGGGUCACUCACAUGGAUUAGGGGUCACUCACAUGGGUCAGGUGUCACUCAUGGGUUAAGUGUCACUAACAUGGUUUAGGAGUCCCUCAUGGGUUAGGUGUGUCACUGUCACCCCUGCCCCACACUGCUGCAGAAGGGGCUGCUCCUCCUCACAGCUGUGACCCUGUGGCUCUGUGUCCCUGAGUCCCUGGGCAGGGCUGGGGCUGAAUUCCCUGAAUUCCCUGGAUUCCCUGCAUUUCCUGCAUUCCCUGAAUUCCCUGAAUUCCCUGAUUUCCCUGAUUUCCCUGCAUUCCCAGGUCUGUGGGUGCUCCUGGGGCUGAGCUGGCCCAUCCUGGGCUGCAGCUCCUUUCCCAGAGCUCUGGGGUGAGCUCCUGUGGGGCUGCAGUGCCUGGCACCCCCGGGGGAGGAUUUUGGCUGCUCCCCAGCAGGAACAAGGGCAGAUUCCUGCCCCCAGGCCCGGACCAGGGGUCUCUGUGCCUCCCCAGGACCCCGGGAGCUGUGGCCCUGCUGUGGGCAGUGCUGUGGCUGCAGCCUCACCCUGCUGGAUUUAUUUCUUGCUGUUUAUCCCAGACCUCUCUUUCUGUGCUCUGUGAGGGGGUGUUGAGCUGCAUGGGCAGGCAGGGAGCAGGUUACGCUGUGCUUGGGGGAAUUGCCUCUGGGAUUUCCAAAGGAGCCCUCGGGCUUUCCCACUGUGGAUGCAGAUUCUGGGAAGGCCAGAGCUCUGCCCCAGGCAGGGUGAGCUCCCUCAGAGGUCUGGGCUGGUGUCCUGCACCUUCAAGGCAGGUGACUUAUUAGAAAUUAUUGAUUUUUUUUUUUUUUUUUCUUACUGUGCUCUGAUGUUUAAGUUUUUUUGCAUGCUAAAAUACAACUAACUGCUAGAAAUAGUUUUAUUCUUCUUGGGUUUCCUAAUGAAGGAAUUAAUAACUUUUUUAAUAAGCAAGACAAACUUGGGGCUGUCUGGAUGUGUGGAAAAUCUUUCACUUCUGUCUUGGCAACAGCCUUUAAAAUAAUUAGUUGUGAUAAAGCAUCACAUUUCAAAAACACCCACCCCAUAAACAAAUAUUUAUCAAAGUUUGUUUGGGAAGGAACUGGAUAUUCUCUGUAUCUUUUCCUCUAUUCCACCUUUCAAAUGCUCUUUCAGGGACCCAGUACUGGAAUAAUUUAUCUAACUAUAUUAUGCUUUUCCUCUCUAUCCCUUUGAAAGUGCUGUAUUUAUUACAAUCAUUCAUAUUUUCUUAUGAUUUUAUUUAUUUCCUAAAUAAAGCUCACUAACUUAAGAAA